AUGGUGAAGGUCGGAGUGAACAGAUUUGGCUGUAUUGAACUACUCCUGGUUACCAGGGCUGCCAUUAAUUCUGGCAAAGUGGACAUUGUUGCCAUUAAUGACCCCUUCAUUGACCUCAACCACAUAGUCUAUAUGUUCCAUUAUGACUUUACCUAUGGCAAGUUCAAGGGCACAGUCAAGGCUGAGAAUGGGAAGCUUGUCAUCAUCUUCCAGGAGCGAGAUCCUGCCAAUAUCAAAUGGGGUGAUGCUGGUGCCGAGUAUGUUGUGGAGUCUACUAGCAUCUUCACCACAGAAAAGGCUGGGGCCCACUUGAAGUGUGGAACCAAGAGGGUCAUCAUCUCCGCCCCUUCUGCUGAUGCCCUCAUAUUUGUGAUUGGGGUGAAUCAUGGGAAAUAUGACAACUCCCUCAAGAUUGUCAGCAACUCUUCCUGCACCACCAACUGCUUAGUCCCCCUGGCCAAGGUCAUCCAUGACAACUUUGGCAUUGUGGAAGGACUCAUGACCACAUUCCAUGCCAUCACUGCUACCCAGAAGACUGUGGAUGGCUCCUCUGGGAAGCUGUGGCAUGAUGGGCCUGGGGCUGCCCAGAACACCAUCCUUGCAUCCACUGGUGCUGCCAAGGCUGUGGGCAAGGUCAUCCCAGAGCUGAAUAGGAAGCUCACUGGCAUGGUCUUCCGUGUUCCUACCCCCAAUGUGUCCAUCAUGGAUCUGACAUGUUGCCUGGAAAAAGCUGCCAAGUAUGACGACAUCAAGAAAGUGGUGAAGCACGCAUCUGAGGGUCCACUGAAGGGCAUCCUUGGCUACACCGAGGACCAGGUUGUCUCCUGCGACUUCAACAGUGACUCCCACUCUUUCCACCUUUGA
Molecule: messenger RNA, 864 nt
Organism: Phodopus roborovskii (desert hamster)
Lineage: Eukaryota; Metazoa; Chordata; Mammalia; Rodentia; Cricetidae
Product: glyceraldehyde-3-phosphate dehydrogenase-like
Exons: 1
Coding region: 1-864 (287 amino acids)
Molecular function (GO): oxidoreductase activity, acting on the aldehyde or oxo group of donors, NAD or NADP as acceptor; NAD binding
Source: RefSeq, a predicted model, not a curated record